Molecule: messenger RNA, 456 nt
Organism: Miscanthus lutarioriparius
Lineage: Eukaryota; Viridiplantae; Streptophyta; Magnoliopsida; Poales; Poaceae
Source: the annotation of a GenBank genome assembly
AUGGUGAAGGCAGUUGCUGUCCUCGCUGGCCCUGAUGUCAAGGGCACCAUCUUCUUUUCCCAAGAGGGAGACGGUCCGACCACCGUGACUGGAAGUAUCUCUGGCCUCAAGCCGGGGCUCCAUGGGUUCCAUGUGCACGCGCUUGGUGACACCACCAACGGCUGCAUGUCCACUGGGCCACACUUCAAUCCUGCUGGUAAGGAGCAUGGCGCACCAGAAGAUGAGAACCGCCAUGCCGGUGAUCUUGGGAAUGUGACAGCGGGAGAGGAUGGUGUUGUUAAUGUCAAUAUUACUGACAGCCAGAUCCCUCUCACUGGGCCACACUCGAUCAUUGGCCGAGCUGUAGUUGUCCAUGCUGAUCCUGAUGACCUUGGCAAGGGUGGACAUGAGCUUAGCAAGAGCACUGGAAAUGCUGGCGGACGUGUUGCCUGUGGUAUCAUUGGGCUCCAAGGCUAG